GUCACUCGUGUAUUGCAUCAGCUCGAAGCAGAAUUUCGCUCAUUUUUUGCUUUUUUACGCAAGAAAAAUUUCAUUUUUAUUUCAUCAACAAAACCUUGUUGAUGCAAUCAUGAGCACCGAGGUAGGCCAGCCUCGCUUAUCAAAGCAGGAUUUAUCAAAAUUGAAAAUCGAGGAACUAAAUCCUCUAACACCAGAAGUAAUCAGCCGUCAAGCAACUAUAAAUAUUGGCACAAUUGGUCACGUGGCUCAUGGAAAGUCAACGGUUGUAAAAGCUUUAUCUGGUGUUCAGACUGUCCGAUUUAAAAACGAACUUGAACGAAAUAUCACAAUCAAGCUUGGCUAUGCUAAUGCAAAGAUCUACAAAUGCAGCAACCCCAGUUGUCAGAGGCCCAGCUGUUAUCGAUCAGCAGGAAGCGCUCGCGAAGACAUCAUACCAUGUGAAAGACCAGGUUGCCAGGGUAAAUCGCAGUUAGUGAGACAUGUUUCUUUCGUGGAUUGCCCAGGUCACGACAUUCUUAUGGCAACCAUGUUGAACGGAGCAGCCGUUAUGGACGCCGCAAUGUUGCUAAUUGCUGGCAAUGAAUCGUGCCCCCAACCUCAGACAUCAGAACAUUUGGCAGCAAUCGAGAUCAUGAAACUUGAACAUAUUAUCAUCUUGCAAAACAAAAUUGAUCUUGUACGAGAAAGUCAAGCAAAGGACCAGUAUAAAGAAAUUCUGAAAUUUGUUGAAGGUACAGUUGCUGAAGGAGCUCCAGUUGUUCCAAUCUCGGCGCAGUUGAAAUACAACAUUGAAGUCAUCUGUGAAUAUAUUUGCAAGAAAAUACCCAUCCCAAGACGAGACUUCACAUCACAACCAAGGCUCAUUGUGAUCCGUUCUUUUGACGUGAAUAAGCCUGGAUGCGAAGUACAAGACCUUAAAGGAGGUGUUGCUGGAGGAAGCAUUCUCCAAGGUGUCUUAAAGGUUGGUCAAGAGAUUGAAGUACGUCCAGGCAUUGUUUCCAAAGAUGAGAAAGGAAAACUGCGUUGGGAACCAAUCUGUUCUGUGAUUGUUUCGUUGUUCGCCGAACAAAAUGAUCUUCAGUACGCCGUACCUGGUGGACUAAUUGGUGUUGGAACGAAAAUUGACCCAACUCUCUGCAGAGCUGACAGAAUGGUUGGCCAUGUUUUGGGAGCAGCUGAUGCGUUGCCAGAAAUCUACACAGAACUGGAAAUCAGUUAUUUCUUGUUGAGGAGGUUGCUGGGUGUUCGAACAGAGGGUGACAAAAAAGCUGCCAAGGUUCAAAAACUAGCGAAAAACGAAGUUCUGAUGGUCAACAUUGGUUCACUAUCAACUGGUGGUCGAGUUCUCGCAGUCAAAGUUGAUUUGGCAAAGAUCGUGUUGACACAACCUGUCUGUACGGAAAUUGGUGAAAAGAUUGCAUUAAGUCGAAGAGUGGAAAAACAUUGGAGAUUAAUUGGCUGGGGAAAAAUCAGAAGAGGUCUUACAGUAAAAGAUGGGUCAAACUAAACGACCACAUUCAAAAAAAGGACGUAAUCAUUCGGUCACUGCUACAUAAUACAACACUAAAUAUAUUUCUAUCUUACCGACUGUAAAGUAGUAUAUAUUUGUAUAAGGGAAUUGAUUGCUUAAAAGAGAUGAGAUUAGGAUCUACAACAUUUCAUUUUGAAGUUUAUUCCUUUUCUUUAAGCAAAAACGAAUUUUAAGAUUACUUCACUCAGGUAUUGUUUUAAACCGCAAGAAACAUAAAGGGCACAAGGACAAUGGACUAGAGUACAUAGUUCAUUACAUAGUAUAAACCAUUGCUUGAAAACGUAAAAAUAUAUUGAAAAAUUACUAGUUUAUGCAACUAAAGUUUGUAGAUACGGUAAAAG
Molecule: messenger RNA, 1872 nt
Organism: Dendronephthya gigantea
Lineage: Eukaryota; Metazoa; Cnidaria; Anthozoa; Malacalcyonacea; Nephtheidae
Product: eukaryotic translation initiation factor 2 subunit 3-like
Exons: 14
Coding region: 110-1507 (465 amino acids)
Biological process (GO): formation of translation preinitiation complex; positive regulation of translational fidelity
Cellular component (GO): eukaryotic translation initiation factor 2 complex; cytosol
Molecular function (GO): tRNA binding; translation initiation factor activity; GTPase activity
Source: RefSeq, a predicted model, not a curated record